Molecule: messenger RNA, 657 nt
Organism: Melitaea cinxia (Glanville fritillary)
Lineage: Eukaryota; Metazoa; Arthropoda; Insecta; Lepidoptera; Nymphalidae
Product: SUZ domain-containing protein 1
Exons: 3
Coding region: 14-592 (192 amino acids)
Source: RefSeq, a predicted model, not a curated record
UUCAAACGGCAACAUGGCGGCGCAAGAUGAAGUUGACGUAUGUGAAAGUUGGGAGGAUAUGGACGAAAUUGGCUUAGACCGGAAGAUCAAACUGAUGUCUAGCGUACCGCCACUGAAAGGUUGCAAGGUUACAAACGUAAUUGUGGAAGAGAACGCGUGUAUAGGAUCUCAGUGCGUAAUGCCGGAACCCUCUAUCCGUAUAUUAAAGCGUCCAUCAUCGUUGGCGAGCGGACAGCUUAACGGAGAGAAUCGCGCGCGGCCCGUAAAAACAUUAGAACAAAGACAGAAAGAGUAUGAAGAGGCUCGCCUUAGGAUACUCGGCGAAGCUCGUAGUCCAGAAGACGUAAUUGACGACAAUCUCAGUCGGUUGCAAGACAAAUUACAAGCUAAUAAUCUCAAUGAUAGUCAAAAUAGUGGUAAAAGUAAAAACUGUAACAAUGAUAAUCCCAAAGGAAGAGAGAAAAAAGUUCUUGCAAGAUUACCACCAGGUGCUGCGCCCGCUGGUGUGUUUCCUUCCCCCCCACCGCCCGGAGUCCUUGUCAUAAGAACCCCCAGAGGGCCAGACGGAACCAAAGGUUUUGUGCGGAGGUAGCAUUACGUUAACCCUAAUUUUAAUAUUAUUAUAUUCCAUCCAAUAUAUUCAUCAAUUAUAGCAAA